CCCAGCAUCAUUCCCUAUCGAUCAACUCUACUUCAAUAGAGCAGUAGCAGAAGAAGAAGAGCUCCGAAGAAGUUGAUAAAACCUUCCCAAAAUAAGAAAGAGAGCUUCUCUCUCUAUAAUCUUCUCUCACUAGAAAUGUUGAGCGAAUCUCCCGCGGAUGCUGCUCCCUCAACUUGUGGAUUGAGUUUGGAAGGCCUCGAUGACGUCGAAGACUAUCCCUGGGAUAAUGAAGGAGAAAGGUUGAUGUCGUCGGGAAGGCAUAGCCAUCUCUAUGAUUUAGUGCAGAUGGGGAACAAAGCCUUCCGAGAGAAUCGACUCGAUGAGGCAAUCAAUCAUUAUUCAAGGGCUAACAACAUAAAACCUGGUGAUCCUAUUGUUCUUAGCAACAGAUGUGCUGCCUACAUCAAAUUCAGUGAAUUCCUGAAAAACAGACCUCCAUCAGUUUCAGAAUAUAGACCAUUAAGUGGGUUGGAUCCUACAACUCAUGCUGGGCUUGCACUGAAGGAUGCUGAGAAGUUGAUGAGCCUGCGAGCUAAUUCAGUUACAUCAUACAUUUUGAAGGCAAACGCACUCAUUUUGUUGGAAAAGUAUGACCUUGCCCGGGAUGUUGUCUAUUCAGGUCUUCAGCUAGAUCCUUUAAGCAAUCCUCUUCUAAACCUGGAGAGAUCAACAGCUAGUACAACUGGGAGGAGAGACCUUGGAAAACCAUUGCGAACUGAUGACUUUGAUUGCACUCUUUGUUUGAAGUUGUUAUAUGAACCUGUCACAACUCCUUGCGGACAUUCUUUUUGCCACUCAUGCCUGUUCCAAUCGAUGGACCGGAGUAACAGAUGUCCGCUCUGCAGAACAGUCCUGUUCAUUAGUCCCAGAACCUGUGCUACUAGUGUGACAUUGAACAAUAUUAUUCAAAAGAACUUUCCAGAAGAAUAUGCUGAAAGGAGGUCUGAGCAUGAGAGUUUAACAAACCCUGGUGUAGAUUUGUUACCUCUUUUUGUCAUGGAUGUUAUUUUGCCUUGUCAGAAGUUUCAACUGAAUAUAUUUGAACCUCGUUACAGACUAAUGGUGAGGAGAAUUAUGGAAGGAAAUCGCCGAAUGGGAAUGGUGAUCAUUGAUUCUACAACAGGUUCCAUAGCUGAUUAUGGUUGUGAAGUGGAGAUUACAGAUUGUGAGCCACUUCCAGAUGGAAGAUUUUUCCUGGAGGUUGAAAGUCGCCGAAGAUGUCGCAUCAUUCAAAACUGGGAUCAGGAUGGGUAUCGUGUUGCAGAAGUUGAAUGGGUUCAAGAUCUAUAUCCACCAGAAGGAACAGUUGAGAGGGAUGAUUUACAGGAAAUGAUAAACAAAGCAGCAGCACAUGCUAGACAAUGGAUAAGAAGAGCACAAGAAGCUGCGCAAGGAGAUAGAAUACGGCUUGCAGAACUUUUUAAAGCAGAAGGGAUGAUGCCCUCAACACGAGAUCCAGAGCGUUUCAGCUUUUGGCUUGCUACACUAAAUAAUCGGAGGCCACUAGAAAGGUUAGAGCUUCUGCGCACGAGAGAUACAAAAGAGAGAUUGCGAAGAGGACUCAUCUAUAUGAGGUCAGAGGAUGAGAGAUGUCGACUUCAAUGAGCGUAAUAACAGUGCCAUGAUUAUAUAUGUUUUGAGGCAGCUUGGAAUACUUUGAUCCUUGUAUAGAAAUUAUGGAUCUCCCUGAAUUAGGGAAAACGGGAAUCUAUAGUCUAUUCUUUGGUUGACCUAUAGUUUUUCUCCUCAAAAAGGUCAACUCCACUUA
Messenger RNA from Coffea eugenioides, 1768 nucleotides. Its product is annotated as LON peptidase N-terminal domain and RING finger protein 3. Gene Ontology annotation, molecular function: protein binding. The coding region runs from base 136 to 1605 and encodes 489 amino acids. The record is from RefSeq and is a predicted model, not a curated record. NCBI's taxonomy places the organism in Eukaryota, Viridiplantae, Streptophyta, Magnoliopsida, Gentianales, Rubiaceae. The transcript is spliced from 18 exons.